GGCCAAUCGAGCCCAAUCCAGCCAAUCCUCGUGCUUGCCAGCGCAUCAACGCCGGCAGGCCCCCGACAUCCCGCCCACCAACCUGGAAAGCGCCCACAGCUCCCACACCCCCCCAGUUGCCCGCAUGGACGUGCGACGAUCGUUGGAACCCGCAAAUCUCGGUGUCUCGUUCGCUCCCGGCCAAGUGUUUCCUAGGCGUGCGUGCAGCAAGGUAGCAGCAACCAGAAGCUGCCAAGGCCAAGAAGAGUGAUGGGAGGAGGAGGAAGGGACGAGCCCGACGACACCAUGGAUCAUGGCAGUCCCCAAGACGAGCCUCUUUCGCGCUUCGGCUCGUCUUCAGACUCCCUUGACCAUCUCGGCAAUUCCGACCGCCACGAUCGCGAUCACAAUCACGAUCAAUCGCACCACUCACCCCGUUCAACACGGAAACAGCAACAGCUUCAGUACUCCGACCGCCUCGCCGACCUGCGAUUGCACUACGUCCCAGAUCCGCACAGCUCCUCUGCUGAUGUUGAUGCCCCCGAACACGAUCCACAAGCUCCCGACGACGUGGUAGACCCGGCCGAUUUCUACCGCAGUUACCAAAGCGUGCAGCAGCGCGGAACUGCCGAAAGAGCUGGAAGUGCUGGGAAUGUCUCCUCGCCGGUGAAGGACCCCAUGGCUCCGGCCGUGAUAAGCAGCCCCCGGCAACCGCCCUCUCUGCGUUCGAACGGGAACGGAACCACCCCGAAACACCCUGCCGUCCCCGUGUCGCACCGCAACGCCCUGCGACCGGGCCAGCGUUCGAUUUCGAACCCGGUAGACAGCCGAUCCGGGAAUCUUGGAACUGGAGGCACACGGCCUGCAGCCACAGCAGACGGUCGGCGUGGCAUAGCCGGCAGCACUCCGCCCAGCGUGAAGGAUCUCAAGAAGAAAUUUGACCAGCCCGCAUCCCAAUCCGCUUCCGGCACCCGGAAGACCAUCCCGAGGGCCUCAACGCGGGACACAGCCUCGACGGGCGCCAUUGGGAAGUCUCCCGGCGCCGGGAGUGGUGCAACCUCGCAGGGCGCACCGAGGACGUGGGCGACACGAGACACAGGACGCGAUCCCGGGAAGGGUUCUGGGACGCGGAGCGCACAGCGACCCAAGCCCGCUGCUGAAGACCAAGGCUCCGGCACUUCGCAAUCGUUUGCUAGCAGGAUAUCUAGGCCGCGACCUGUCGGUUCCGCCACCGCGAAGCCAUCCAAGUCCACGGCGCAAUCCGCCCCGCAUCGCCAGAACGGCCUCUUAUUUGGCGAGAUCCUCCCGGAGCAGCACGACUCGGUCACACCCGGGUUCGGCAUCGAAUCGGCCCGGCCCAGGACUUCCGAGUCCAGCAUUUCCGACCCUGUGCGGCGACAAAUGAGGACCCUCUCGGAUCCGGAUAUCGAACCGCCCUCGCCAACCGAUUGGUACCGGGCAGUCUCUCCCCCGACUGCGCAGCAGACCACAGAUCGCCAUGCGUCGAACACACCACGAACCCAACAUUCUCGGGCCCACAGCGACCUUGCCGGAUCCAAACUAACCUUGGCGCGUCCUGACUACGGCGCGGGCAGGCCUGACGCCGAAUUUCCCAUAUCACCUACCUCGCCGACCUCGCCGACCUCGCGCCUCCCGAUACUUGCUAGGAGGGUGAACGACGCCUCGAGCCACGGCAGCCCCGUGUCGACCCGGUCCAACUCUCCUUCCACCUUCGGCAAACACUCCGCAUCAAGCGGGAGAACGUCCAGGCAACACGGGCCACUGGCUUCGCGCGCGAGGACGCCUACGACGAGCUCCGCUCCCAGGUUGUCAAGCAGAACCUCCAGCUCCACUCGCAAGCCUCCUCCAUCCAACCUCUCCACCACCCAGUCCAGCAGCCGGCUCAAUGCCUACGUCUCCAUCCCACCUCCGAAGCUGUCCCCAACCCUGCGAAGCUCUCGGCCACGACAGUCGGUUGCCACUGCCACAACCGCCGCGUCGAGAAUGCGAGCCGCGGAAAGGGGCAGCUCCCCCCUGAGGCAACCACAACGGCCUGCCUCCCGGACGGAAGAUUUGACCUCCCGGAGGCCCAAGGUAUCCGUUGGCGCGAUCGACUUCGCACAACGGCGGGAAACCAUCAAGCUAGCCUACAGCAAGUCCAUUCGGGAGACCCAGGCAAGAGAAGCCAGGCAGGCCGCCGCAGAGAAGAGAAAGAGAGAACUGGCUGCCGUCGCCGAAGCCAAAGCAGAGGCUGAGGCGGCUACGUCUACGGCCACGGCGGCUGCCAAUGCUGCGGCUGAUGCUGCUCCGACGCCACCAAAGACAGCCGGCGGGCAUCGUGAGGCGACGGCGGAACAGAAAGUACCCGAGAUCGAACUGCAACAGGCCGAAAAAGGGACGUCAUCUACGGCCCAAGCACCAACAGAGGAAUUCCAUGCUCGGCCUGAUUCCCUCAGGUUGGAAAUUCCGGGCAGUUUUCCAGGUAGCGGGUCUCCAUUGGGCGAACCGGACGGAGUUCCAUUUUCUGCGGUUUCCAUGACAAGUGCUGUUACCGAGUUUGAUACAGAGGUGCAGACCGAUCCGCCCAGGCAGGAGAUUCCGAAAUCGAGAUCUACGGAUGACGACGCACCGGAAGGGGCGGCCGCUCCGAGCCAGGCCGAGACCGCACCUCAACCUGGUACGACCGAGCAACUGCCGGAGCAAACGGUCGCCGCCCCUGCUUUGCACAGGAGAGCAUCAUACCGGUCCCCGUUCGAUGACGAGGGCGACGAACAGGAUAGCAUCUCCAUCAAGAUCUCUCUGGACCCGUCAUCGCUCACCAAACCGCAAGCCUCGCCCGAGGUCACGCCGACCCGCGCGACCUUUGAAUCUCAACCGGAAACCCCUCCCGCCCCUCCUCCGGUCGAGGAAGAAGACGACGAAUAUGUGCCGCGGCCGUACACGUUCUCAGACAACUACAAGACCACUGUUACCAUACUGGGCCCAGAGCCUGAUUUCAGGCCGUCGCACAAGGAGCCGCCUCGUGCAACCACAUCCCAAACCGGCGUGUCUCAAGAAGAUGAGCCUCCCACCACCAGCGCCCCUGAUAUUGUCGUCCCCGAGGCUUCGCGAAUGGGGGGCGCUUGCUUUGGCGAGCCUCAAGUCGAGAUUGAGAACCUGGAUCGGAUCGAGGAUUUCUAUACCGGGCCGCGCCUGCGUGACAAUAUCGCUGCCCUACGUGAUCCGACUCUGGCAUCGUCCGAUCCUGGCACGCCUUUUGAUGCACGGCCGCCCUCAGCCGAGUGUCGAAGGUUGUCGGACGCUUCGCACACCCUGGCUGUUCCCGGACUGCUCGCCCCCGGGAACCGGUCUAGCCAGCACUCUGCAUGGACUGAUUUCUCGUUCGGUAGCGAAGAUCGAGACGCUGGCCACCCUAGUUCUGCGUCACAAUUGCAUAGAGCAGGUCUCCAUGACGACGGGACGUCGUUCCGAGCUGUCCCUUCCACGGGCGAUCUCAGUACAUGUGCGUCAAGCGUUGGAGAGCUCGUGCAAAGCCCGGAAUCGCCGGCGCUGGAAAGACCUGGCACUUCAUCGUUCUCCACGAUUCCUGAGUUGGCCGGCGGCCAGCAGCGGCUCCCCGAACCCGCCAAUGCAGGGACCUUCACGCCGCUUAGCAACGGGUCCGAUACAGGGGGGGUAGCGCCACUUCCCGAGCGUGACCCUCCCCGACCGCCCCCAUCCGAGCGCGGGUAUGAGCGGGAUGGCGCUUUUGAUCUCGCGCAGAGCCGACCAGGGAGCUACGCAUACAGCCACGAAGGGAACCUUCCCGAACCCGUGUCGUCACCGCAAUCCCUUUCACAGCUCCGCCUUGACCGAGAUCCAUCUCGGGUCUCGGUGGGUGAGGCGCCGUAUGAUGGACAGAUCCCGCUGACGGAGAAAGAGAAAGAGGAGCAGCAACGGCUCCGGCAGAGGCAGCUGGUGAUUCGGGAGCUCAUCGAUACGGAGGAUGCUUUUGUUCGAGACAUGACCGUCGUCGAAGAGAUCUACAGGGGCACGGCCGAGGCGUGUCCGAAUCUGGACAGCAAGACAGUCAAACUGAUCUUCAGGAAUACGGAUGAGAUCAUUGCGUUUCAUACCGCUCUUCUCGCCGAGUUCAAGGAGGGCGCCGCGAGCGUGUACACUCCCAAGGGUAAGCGCUCGCCUCAGCCAAUGCCAGAUGGAAAGGAGUCCGACCCGACGGCCGCGAAUUACUUCUCCUUCUCUGCCAACAGGCCGGAGAAGGACGACGAGAAGGACCGCCUCACCGCCAUUGGCUCAGUUUUUAUCAAGAACAUCGAGCAACUCAAGGCGGUGCAUGAGGUAUAUCUGAGAUCCAGCGACAGCUCUUCGAAGCGUCUCGUGCAGAUUCAGGAAGACGAGACUGUCAUGCUCUGGCUUAACGAGUGCAACGAGGUGGCCAAGGAACUGACCAGCGCCUGGAACCUGGAUUCGCUCCUCAUCAAGCCGAUGCAGCGCAUCACAAAGUAUCCCGACAUCAUCACCCACUUGCUCAAGUACACCCCGGAGGACCAUCCGGACCGUGAAUCGCUCAUCAAUGCGCGGGCACAAGUAAUCGGGGCGAUUGACGAGAUCAACAAGACCAAGAAGAACUUUGAGCUGGUUGGGCAGAUCGUCAGUAAUCGGAAGCGCAAAGAGUCGGACGUGCGGACCGGGAUAGCAAGAGCGUUCGGAAAGCGCGUCGACAAACUCCAGGUCUCCGCCGCCGCCAAGCCCGCCGAAGAUAGCGAGUACCAAAGGCUCCAGCAGCAGUUUGGCGAUGACUACUUGCGGCUCCAGGUUGUGCUACGAGACGUCGAGUACUACACCAGGAACGUUGCCACCUACGUGCAUGAGUUUCUCCAGUACCUCUCCUCUAUGGAGCUCGUCAUGCGCCUCCAGCCAUCCAGGGAUUAUGCGCACCUGGAGAGCAAAUGGGUGCAGUUCAACGUAUCCAUGAGGGACAUCGAGAAGAUCGCCUUGGAGAGACAUGUGAGUGCCGUCCAUGAUUCCACGAUCUUGUAUCUUAUUUUUUUUUUUAUUUGCUGAUGCGGUCUUCCAGCUCGCCGAUGUUCGGAAACAUGUCAUUGAGCCCUUUGAACAGGUCA
Messenger RNA from Thermothelomyces thermophilus ATCC 42464, 5102 nucleotides. RefSeq lists its product as uncharacterized. Gene Ontology annotation, molecular function: guanyl-nucleotide exchange factor activity. The transcript has a single exon. NCBI's taxonomy places the organism in Eukaryota, Fungi, Ascomycota, Sordariomycetes, Sordariales, Chaetomiaceae. Bases 286 to 5043 code for a protein of 1585 amino acids. The record is from RefSeq and is a predicted model, not a curated record.